Messenger RNA from Mycosarcoma maydis (corn smut), 411 nucleotides. RefSeq names its product dolichyl-diphosphooligosaccharide-protein glycotransferase. Lineage: Eukaryota; Fungi; Basidiomycota; Ustilaginomycetes; Ustilaginales. The record is from RefSeq and is a predicted model, not a curated record. Gene Ontology annotation, biological process: protein N-linked glycosylation. Gene Ontology annotation, cellular component: oligosaccharyltransferase complex; membrane. The transcript has 3 exons. Bases 1 to 411 code for a protein of 136 amino acids.
AUGCCACCCAAAGGAGCAAAAGCAUCCAGUUCGGCCGCGACCAAAUCCCGCACUUCGGCAUCACCCUCAUCGUCAUCAUCCACACAAUCACCCUUGUCAACGCUGUACAACUCCUAUGUUGAUAACACACCAAAGAGGCUCAAAGUGAUCGAUGCAUUCUUGGUCUUUUUGAUGCUUUCCGGAAUGAUCCAAUUCCUUUACUGCGCGCUCAUCACCAACUUCCCAUUCAACUCUUUCAUCGCCGGCUUUGCAUCAACCGUCGGCCAGUUUGUUCUCGCAGCAUCCCUCCGAAUCCAGGCAAAUCCUGAGAAUGGCCAGACUUUCCCCAAAGUCUCACCAGAGAGGGCUUUCGGCGACUUUCUGUUUGGCUCUGUGAUACUUCACUUUUUCGUUUUCAACUUCUUAGGCUAG